CCCAUUUGGACUACAAAUCCCAGGUCGACUGCAGCCUAUGACGUAAAAUUUAUGUUCCAGACUUUACAGUGUUCGAAGGAAUUAAAAAACAAGUUAUUAUUGGUUACCAUGGUGAUGAAGUCAGCAGUUGAGGAUGAUGAUACUGGCUGGGUGCUGGGCAUACCAGAGAAGAUGAAGAACAAUGCCAAUUGGGUUGAUAUCACUCAUGAGUUCAAGGGUGCUGCAAAGUUAAACCUCGGAGAAUUGCUUCACGAUAAACUGUUUGGCUUGUUUGAGGCCAUGUAUGCAAUCGAAAUGAUGGAUCCUAAGAUGGAUGCAGGAAUGAUUGGAAACCAGGUCAACAGGAAAGUGCUAUUUGAACAAGCAAUUAAGGAGGGUGCCAUCAAGGUGAAAGAGCUCAGUCUUCCUGAGCUCAUUGGGAUCAUUGACACUUGUUUCUGCUGUUUGAUAACAUGGCUGGAGGGUCACUCGUUGGCACAGACCGUCUUCACCUGCCUGUAUGUACAUAACCCCGACCUCAUUGAGGAGCCAGCACUCAAAGCCUUUGCCCUGGGUUUACUAAAAGUGUGUGACAUCGCACGAGAAAAAGUAAACAAGGCAGCUGUGUUUGAAGAGGAGGAUUUCCAGGCGAUGACUUAUGGGUUCAAGAUGGCCAAUAACAUCACUGACCUGCGGGUGACAGGCAUGCUCAAAGACGUGGAAGACGAGUUACAGAGGAAAGUCAAGAGCACACGCAGCCGGCAAGGCGAGCAGAGAAACCCAGAAGUUGAGCUGGAACACCAGCAGUGUCUGGCACUUUUCAACAGAAUCAAGUUUACACGCCUGCUGCUGACUGCUCUGAUUGCCUUCACCAAGAAAGAGACCAGCUCAGUGAGUGAGGCCCAGAAGCUUGUAGCUCAGGCAGCUGACCUCCUGCCACCCAUUCAUUCCAGCAUCCAGUAUGGCAUCCAAUCCCAAAAUGACACCACAAAAGGAGACCACCCCAUCAUGAUGGGCUUUGAGCCUCUAGUGAACCAACGACUGCUGCCACCUACCUUUCCUCGCUACGCCAAGAUCAUCAAGAGGGAGGACAUGGUGGCUUACUUCAGCAAGCUCAUAGAACGCAUCAAGACGGUUUGUGAUGUGGUCAACACCACAAACCUACACGGCAUUCUGGACUUCUUUUGUGAAUUCAGUGAGCAGUCACCCUGUGUGCUCUCCAGAUCUCUUCUCCAGACGACGUUCCUGAUAGACAAUAAGAAAGUGUUUGGCACUUACCUGAUGCAGGACAUGAUUAAAGAUGCCCUGAGAUACUUUGUUAGUCCACCAGUCCUCUCCUACAAAUGUUGUCUCUCCAACAACCACCAGGCCAAGGACUACAUCGACUCCUUUGUUACUCACUGCUCCAGGCCUUUCUGCAACCUCAUCCAGAUCCACGGACACAACCGAGCGCGGCAGAGAGACAAACUGGGCCACAUUCUUGAAGAGUUUGCUACGCUACAGGAUGAGGCUGAGAAGGUGGAUGCAGCACUGCACAGCUUACUGAUGAAAUUGGAGCCUCAACGGCAACAUUUGGCCUGUCUCGGCACCUGGAUCCUGUAUCAUAACCUGAGAAUCAUGAUCCAGUAUCUCUUGAGUGGUUUUGAACUGGAGCUUUACAGCAUGCAUGAAUACUAUUACAUCUACUGGUACUUGUCAGAGUUCCUCUAUGCAUGGCUAAUGUCGACACUAAGCAGAGCUGACUCCUCUCAGAUGGCAGAAGAGCGGAUUCUGGAGGAACAGCUGAAAGGACGGAGCAGCAAAAAGACCAAGAAGAAGAAGAAAGUUCGCCCCCUUGGCAAAGAGAUCACCAUGAGUCAAGCAUACCAGAAUAUGUGUGCUGGCAUAUACAAGACCAUGGUAGCUUUGGAUAUGGACGGAAAGGUGCGAAAGCCCCAGUUUGAGCUGGACAGCGAACAAGUCCGCUACGAGCAUCGCUUUGCUCCCUUCAACAGUGUAGUUACUCCCCCGCCUGUGCACUACAUCCAGUUUAAGGAAAUGUCAGAUCUGAAAAAGUACAAUCCUCCACCAGGUUCUGCAGACCUUUACCUGGCUGCCAGCAAACACUUCCAGCAGGCCAAGAUUAUCCUAGAAAGUGUGCCAAACCCAGACGCUGAGGUAAAACGCAUACUGAAAGUGGCCAAGCCCAACAUAGUAGUGAUGAAGCUUCUAGCCGGGGGCCACAAGAAGGAAACCAAGGUGCUGCCAGAGUUUGAUUUCUCCGCUCACAAAUAUUUCCCUAUUGUCAAGAUCAUUUGAAUCCCACAGUCUGGCACCAGAAGGACUCAAACACCCUGACCUAGUCCAUGUUGGAACGAUAGUAAAAUCACCCAGCUGUAACAUCACAUAGAGCUGUGUCUUGUCUUCUAUUUCUGACUUUACUGAGGUUUUUUUUUUGUUUUGUUUUUGUUUCAUUAUCCCAUUAAAAAGCAUCUUCUGAACACUGGGA
Molecule: messenger RNA, 2467 nt
Organism: Poeciliopsis prolifica (blackstripe livebearer)
Lineage: Eukaryota; Metazoa; Chordata; Actinopteri; Cyprinodontiformes; Poeciliidae
Product: N-alpha-acetyltransferase 35, NatC auxiliary subunit-like
Biological process (GO): N-terminal peptidyl-methionine acetylation
Cellular component (GO): NatC complex
Source: RefSeq, a predicted model, not a curated record